AUGAGCAAGAAGCAAAGCCCCCACGAAGUGUACAAGGCGAGCCAAGCGCCAGAACUAGAGCAUGCCCUAUCGAUAUCACAGUCGUUUGACAGCUUCCAGUCGUCACAGCUAUCAACAACGACGAGAAUCAAGUACGUCCUCGGCCAAUUAGAUGAGGAAUUCAAAGAGGCCAUAUUGGAAUCUCGCGCGGAUAUCAAGAGGCUGCCACUGGCAGAGGACCACAGCCUUCAGUUCUUUUUCGUAUACAAGCACUUGUUCGAAAAUCCAAAUUCCCCGAUCCCAGAUGACUCUGAGAAGUUGCGAAUUUCUGUGUUAAGCUUCGACGCAUUGGCAACUAGGAUAUGUCUCCCUCCAGCCUUCAUCUUCGCACUAACUCGUCAUUAUCUCCCAACUGGAAGAGGGUUUCGCCAUUCUAAUGUAGGGCCAUCCACAUUUCAUGAUUGCUGGUACUUUCUACCUGUUCGUGUUCAAGUGGGAGCUCAGUCUGGGUUGGACACGGGCCAGAGAGGUAUAGCACAGAUGAACCCUUUUCAUAAGCUUCACCUACCGGAUGUCGGCAUAGAUAUUUUCCGCUCUUGUGUCGGCAUCUUCACCAGGAUAGAUCCGUCAUCGAACAAGGUUACUGUGGCAUCGUUCGACUUUAUGCACGGGCAAUGGCCCAAGAUUGCACUUGAGCCAAAAUCACGGAUUGUCGAGGUGAUGACACAUCGGAAAAAGAUUGGUGCGUCCGAUGCGAGAUUUUCUACAGGCGCGUUCGUACAUUUGGUUUAUAUCAGUAGCACCUCGCGGUGGUGGACAAACUCUUUGAACAGUGUCAACGAGCAACUGAUUGCCUAUGAAAUAACUCUACAGUCCGAGCUCGACGCGGUUGGGAUUGGAUUGACGCCAGAAGUGACACUGACGAAACUAAAUCGAGCCCUUCACUCCAUUGCCGCGCACCUGCACCGAUAUAUAUCAGAGCUCAAUUCCCUAAAGGCGAUCGCGAACGAUCUUAUAAAGUUCUAUGCGUCUAUUUACUCGAAUGGUGGAAGUCUUUCCGGCGAAGACUUGGCACAAUUAACUCUCGGUUUUGAGCAGGUGCUUUCUCAGGCUGAGGCCUCGUUGGAUUUCGCUCUAGAAUUAGAGAAGAAGACGAAAAACAUUCUAGACUUGCUUUUUAAUCGAAUGCAAAUCAAUAGUGAUAGGCUACUUGUUGCCAAUGGUAAAGCAAUGCAAGAAAUCUUGGUUGCGAUGCAGAAUGAUGCAAAUAUAGGGCGAAAGAUAGCUGAUGCAUCACACCAACUUGCUUUGGAAAUGAAGAGAGACAGUAUUGCGAUGAGAACCAUAGCGAUUAUUACGAUGGCAUUCCUCCCCGGUGCCACUUUCGCUGUCGUGUUCUCGAUGCCGUUCUUCAGCGAGGAGGCUUGGUUUGGGCACGUCGACCGGUUAUGGGUUUGGGGUGUGUUUACUUUACCAUCCACAGUAGCAUGCUUCAUUUUUUACAAACUUUGGAGGAAGAAGUCACUUCAUCUCCUUCGUGUUGAAAAAGAUAGAUAG
This is a messenger RNA of Clonostachys rhizophaga, 1536 nucleotides long. Lineage: Eukaryota; Fungi; Ascomycota; Sordariomycetes; Hypocreales; Bionectriaceae. The record is from the annotation of a GenBank genome assembly.